CUAGUCUGACGUUUUCUGCCCCCUCCGCAGACCACACUUUUGGUACAUCUCUAGGACAUUACAUGUACACCAUAUCUAGACUGCCACCUGGCAGUUUUGCACGGCUGGACAGUCCCUUGCUGGAGGCAACCUCAGGCUCCUGUUUGCAGUUUUGGUACAACAUGCAUGGGUACAAUCUUCAGGGAGCAACAGUGGGCACACUUAACGUGUACACUCGUAGUGAUGGUGCUCUUAGUAACGCCAUUUUCACGCGGACUGGAGAGCAGGGUGCUGAAGUGGGAAAUUGCCCAAGCUACUCUCCGCAGUACUGUCCCAUUCAAGGUGACAUUUGAAGGUGUAGUUGGAAAUGGAUUCUUCAAUGCUAUCUGUAUAGAUGACAUCACUGUUCAGCCUGGUGCUUGUCCUGGUGAAGGUAACUGUGACUUUGAGGAGAACCUUUGUACGUGGAAGAACACUGCUGUGGGAGAUAACUUCGACUGGCUGCAAGGGCAGAACCAACCACUGGCAGGUUUUUCGGGCACUGUUGUUGACCACACGCUGAACACAGUCUAUGGUGUUUAUAUGUACACUGACUCAUCUCCACCUCGUCAGACUGGUGACAAAGCCUGGCUUAUUUCUCCAUCAUUUGACAACUCUACAGCUCGUUGUCUGUCACUGUGGUACAUGAUGGCUACAAGAGGCACUAUCAACAUCAAAGUCAUCGCUUUGACCAAUGGUUCUCUCAUGAAUGUUGCAAGCAUAAAUCAGGAGGGAACUGACUGGCAGUUGUCAAGAGUGACCAUAGCUAACAUAAAUUUCUCUUACCGCAUUGUAAUAGAGCACAUUAUUCAGACUCCUGGUAUGAGUGAUGUUGCUAUUGAUGACAUCUCAGUACAGACAGGAAAUUGCAGUGUAUUGCCGACAGUGUCUCCACAGCAGUGUGCCUUCACCUGUCCUGGAUCAACCACAUGCAUUGCUCGCAGCAAAGUCUGUGAUUUUGUUUCUGACUGUCCCCAUGGAGAGGAGGAAACAGCUUGUGGCUACAACUGCAACUUUGACAAUCAGACUUGCCACUGGGUCAGCAACAGUGAAGGAACCUAUGUCUGGACCAAAUACCGUGGCGCCACCCCUGAUUCCAACACAGGGCCAGACAGAGAUCACACCACUAACUCUGGCCUGGGCUACUACUUGUACACAGAUGCCUCUAAUGGAACUCGUUAUGACCAGGCUCUUCUUCAGAGCCCACUGUUCCAGAGCUCUUCAGCCACGUGUCAGCUAAGCCUCUGGUACCACAUGUUUGGCAGUGGGGUUGGAGAUCUUUUUGUCAUGAAGGAGGAAGGUGUCACAAAAACUUACUUGUGGAAAACUAGCGGUGACCAUGGCAACCGAUGGUAUCAAGCAGUUAUUCCUAUUGAGCGGAUGGCCUCACCUUUCACUCUGACAAUUGGAUCUACAAGAUCCUUUAAUGUUCUUGGUGACAUUGCCAUUGAUGACAUUUUUUUCCAGCACUGUUCCUUCCCAGACCCAGCUACCAGCUGCACAGCAUACAGCACCUUUAAGUGCAGGAGCCAGGCUUGUGUUCCAACACAGAAUGUAUGUGACUUUGUUGAUGACUGUGGAGAUGGCACUGAUGAACUUGACUACACCUGUGAUGAUUAUAUUCGCUGUGACUUUGAGACAAGCAUGUGUGGAUGGAAUCAAGACGUUACAGACAACAUGGACUGGAUUCGACUUGCAGGACCCACCCCUACACCAGGAACUGGCCCUUUGCAUGACCACACCCUGGGUACCAGUUCAGGACAUUACAUCUAUGUAAAAAGCUCUGACCCUCACAAAGAAGGAGCCACAGCCAGGAUUAUUAGUCGUGCCUUUCAAUCUUCUGGUCAGCUCCAUACUGUCAAUUGA
Molecule: messenger RNA, 1884 nt
Organism: Pomacea canaliculata
Lineage: Eukaryota; Metazoa; Mollusca; Gastropoda; Architaenioglossa; Ampullariidae
Product: MAM and LDL-receptor class A domain-containing protein 1-like
Exons: 2
Coding region: 166-1884 (572 amino acids)
Cellular component (GO): membrane
Molecular function (GO): protein binding
Source: RefSeq, a predicted model, not a curated record